GCCGGGCGGCCUGGCAGGGCUGGCUGGGGUGGGAGUGUGGGCUGUUACACGAGACCCAGAGUCUACAUCUCUAGUCCUCAGACCUGGGGAGCUGCCGUCCCACCCAUCACCGUGGAGAGCUGUGACACCAUGCAUGGGGGCCAGGGGAAGCUGUUCCUCCUGCCACUGCUGGCUCUCUGCCUGGGAGCCCAGGGCCGGAACCAGGAGGAGCGUCUGCUGGCCGACCUGAUGCGCAGCUACGACCCCCACCUGCGGCCUGCCGAGCGGGACACAGACGUGGUCAACGUCAGCCUGAAGCUCACCCUCACCAACCUCAUCUCCCUGAAUGAGCGAGAGGAGGCCCUCACCACCAAUGUUUGGAUAGAGAUGCAGUGGUGUGACUAUCGCCUUCGCUGGGACCCACAGGACUACGCAGGCCUGUGGGUGCUGAGGGUGCCGUCCACCAUGGUGUGGCGGCCGGACAUCGUGCUAGAGAACAAUGUGGACGGCGUGUUCGAGGUGGCCCUCUACUGCAACGUGCUCGUGUCUCCCGACGGCUGCGUCUAUUGGCUGCCACCUGCCAUCUUCCGCUCCUCCUGCCCCAUCUCUGUCACCUACUUCCCCUUCGACUGGCAGAACUGCUCCCUUAUCUUCCAGUCCCAGACCUACAGCACCAACGAGAUCAAUUUGCAGCUGAGCCAGGAAGAUGGUCAGACCAUUCAGUGGAUUUUUAUUGACCCUGAGGCCUUCACAGAGAACGGGGAGUGGGCCAUCCGGCACCGGCCGGCCAAGAUGCUGCUGGACGCUGCGGCCCCGGCGGAGGAGGCGGGCCACCAGAAGGUGGUCUUCUACCUGCUCAUCCAGCGCAAGCCCCUCUUCUACGUCAUCAACAUCAUCGCGCCCUGUGUGCUCAUCUCCUCCGUUGCCAUUCUCAUCUACUUCCUUCCUGCCAAGGCGGGUGGCCAGAAGUGUACCGUGGCCAUCAAUGUGCUCCUGGCCCAGACUGUCUUCCUCUUCCUUGUGGCUAAGAAGGUGCCCGAGACCUCCCAGGCAGUGCCACUCAUCAGCAAGUACCUGAGUUUCCUCCUGGUGGUGACCAUCCUCAUUGUCGUGAAUGCUGUGGUGGUGCUCAACGUGUCCUUGCGGUCCCCCCACACACACUCCAUGGCCUGCAGGGUUCGCAAGGUGUUCCUGCGACUCUUGCCCCAGCUGCUGCGGAUGCACGUGCGCCCCCUGGCCCCAGCGGCCAUGCAGGAUGCCCAGCCCAGGCUGCAGAAUGGCUCCUCUGCCGGGUGGUCGAUCUCAGGUGGGGAGGAGGCAGCCCUCUGCCUGCCUCGCAGUGAACUUCUUUUCCGGCAGUGGCAGCGCAAUGGACUGGUGAGGGCAGCGCUGGAGAAACUAGAGAAAGGCCCAGAGCCAGGGCAGAGCCAGGAGCUGUGCAGCAGCCUGAAACAGGCUGCCCCAGCCAUCCAAGCCUGUGUGGAAGCCUGCAACUUCAUUGCCCAUGCCCGACACGAGCGGAGCCACUAUGACAGUGGGAAGGAGGAGUGGUUCCUAGUGGGCCGUGUGCUGGACCGUGUCUGCUUUCUCGCCACGCUCUCACUCUUUGUCUGUGGCACUGCUGGCAUCUUCCUCAUGGCGCACUACAACCAAGUGCCCGCCCUGCCAUUCCCUGGAGACCCUUGCCCCUACCUACCCUCACCUGACUGAACCAACCAAUUGCUGUUAGCCAUUUGGAGUCUCAUCAGCUGUGAUCUUCUGCUAAGGUCAUGAGUGUGCUCUUUGGGAAGCACCCUUCAGGGUCAUGGAACCCAAACCGCUCUGAGAAGAGCUGGAGAAAUAAAGAAACAGAGCUGGAGUCCUGGAGUGGUUGGGGAUGGGCUGUGGGCAGAGUGUGCUGUGGGGUCAGCAUCCAGGUGACAGUGGCCCUCUUAUUCUGGACUCCACUUACUUCAGCAAAGCAUUAUCAACUCCCAUAAUUUUUGAAGCCCUAACAACUCCGGUUUUGCAUAAUGCCCCCAACGAGGUAAGGCCCUAUCCUUCUAGGCCUGGGCCUCCCUUCCUUUUGAUGAGCUCCCUGCAGGUUCCUGAAAGAAGUCAAGAGAAAUGUGAAGAGUAGCAGCCAAUGCUUUCUCAAAAUUAGAUGGCACCCCACUCCAGCUGCCAUCUCCCUCCCUUGCCUACUGCACCCAGUACUCACCUGCACCAGUGAUCUUUCUACUCAUAUGCAUUUUUUUUGCCAUCGAUCACAACAUAUUUCAUGAGUUUUAUUAUCU
Molecule: messenger RNA, 2255 nt
Organism: Miniopterus natalensis
Lineage: Eukaryota; Metazoa; Chordata; Mammalia; Chiroptera; Miniopteridae
Gene: CHRNG
Product: cholinergic receptor nicotinic gamma subunit
Biological process (GO): monoatomic ion transmembrane transport
Cellular component (GO): postsynaptic membrane
Molecular function (GO): acetylcholine-gated monoatomic cation-selective channel activity; transmembrane signaling receptor activity
Source: RefSeq, a predicted model, not a curated record